AUGGAAGCAACGAAGCGUAUCUUAUCUCUAGACAUUUCAUAUUAAAAACGCACGAACAUGAAACAGAUAAAAGAUUCUUUCUUUUAUUUGAAAAAUGCUAGAAAAAUAAACAUGGCUCACUUGCAACAGAGCCUCUACUCCGCCGCUAGGCAAAAGGUUCCUUAUCGGGGAACGGAUCAAGGGAAGCUGACGUGGACACGUUUUCCGGCGAAAGUACGGUGCGCGUCGACCGAGUCGUUAACGAGUUUGACUGAGAAUAAUGCGGCGGAGGUAGAGUUGAAGUAUCUGGUGAGUCAGCACGGGUGGGACGUGAGGAGGUUGAACAGAAACGACGAGGAUGAGAUCAGGAGAGUGUCUCUGGUUCAAGCCGAGGCUUUCCACAUCCCUCUCGUUCUUUUUAAUGAUUUUUUCCUUCUCUUUUUCCAGGCAGAGGUACUCUCAGCACUUCUUUACAAACUAAAGAAUUCACCAUCUGACAGAUAUGCAUGUCUCGUGGCGGAGCAAACUAGCGAAGCUGAAGCUUCGUCGAGCUCAAGUGUAGUCGGAGUGGUUGAUGUUACAGCUCAGAAUGAAAGAUCAGUGCUUUGCCAUUUUCCUGGUGUUGAAGAGUAUCUUUACGUUUCGGGAUUAGCUGUCUCAAAAGCUCACAGGAGAAAGAAGAUGGCAAGUACAUUGUUAAAGGCAUGUGAUGUUUUAUGCUAUUUGUGGGGUUUCAAGCUACUUGCUCUUAGAGCUUAUGAAGACGAUGCAGCGGCUAGGAAUCUCUACUCAAAUGCUGGUUAUAACGUUGUAGCUACUGAUCCGUUGUGGACCUCUACUUGGAUCGGCAGAAAACGUCGCGUUCUUAUGACCAAACGCUUUUCUUAGUCAUGUAUAUUUUACCUUAGCCUUGCACAUUGCAGUGAUAAUAAACAUACUACCAUCUUAACUGGAUA
Molecule: messenger RNA, 935 nt
Organism: Capsella rubella
Lineage: Eukaryota; Viridiplantae; Streptophyta; Magnoliopsida; Brassicales; Brassicaceae
Exons: 3
Coding region: 58-867 (269 amino acids)
Biological process (GO): mitotic sister chromatid cohesion
Cellular component (GO): cytoplasm; NatA complex
Molecular function (GO): N-acetyltransferase activity
Source: RefSeq, a predicted model, not a curated record